ACGUUUCAGGUGUGUGAAACGUCACCUCGCAUUAGUGACAGCUGUGUUUAACUUUUGGACCCACAACAUUAGACUCACCUGAAGUUCCAACAUGACGGCCGACAUCUGGGACGUUGUUAUAGUCGGAGCCGGGCUGUCUGGGCUCAGUGCGGCUCAUCUGCUCACAAAACGGGACGCCAAGCUGAGAGUCCUGAUCCUGGAGGGGAAAGAUCGAGUGGGAGGUCGCACCGUGUCCUCUGAAAUCCCAGCAGCCGACGGUGCUGAUCGCUGGGACUUUGGAGGACAGUGGGUUGGAAGCACACAAACACACAUUAUGGAGCUCAUAGAAGAGUUGGGGCUAGAGUUGUAUCCUCAGUUUAAUGACGGGAAGAAGGUGCUUCACCUGGGUGGGCCCACUUCCAGAGUGAGAACCUACCGGACCAGCAUCCCUGCUCUGUCCCCGCUGGUGCUGCUGGACUUCACCCAGAUGCUGUGGAAGUUUGACAGGCUGUGCAGAACCGUGUGUGUUCAUGAUCCACUGAGGACCCCCAACGCGGCGGAGCUGGACAGCAUGACGGUGCACUCGUACAUCGAGCAACACGCUUGGACUGAAGAACUGAAGGAGCAACUGGGAGUGUGCAGCAGGUCCGUCUUCGGCGUGGAGCCGUCCCAGAUGUCCUUUCUGUUCUUCCUCAUGUACGCUGCUGCAGCCGGAGGGCUCCUGGCGCUCCUGGAAAGCACUCCUGGUUGUGCUCAGGAGUUUAAGAUAAAGGGAGGCACCCAACAACUUUCCGAAUGUCUGGCACAGCAGGUUGGCUGGAAGAACGUCCGGCUGGGCUCUGCUGUGACGGCCAUAUGGCAGGAUGCGGAGUGGGCCCGGGUCGUGACGACCAGCGACACCUUCCUGUGCAGGGCUGUGAUCGUCACAUGCCCCCCUCAUUUGGCAGCAAAGAUCCAGUACCAGCCGGCCCUGCCCAGCAUGAGAGAAUUCCUCACGCAGAACAUGCCUGUCGGCCAUAUGAUGAAGUUUAUUGUGACGUAUCAGACGGCCUUUUGGAAGGAGAAAGGUUUGUCAGGAGAAAUCGUGGCAGGAUCUUCCACCGACUGUCCGUUCUGUGUCACGUUUGACGCCACCAGCCCACGUGGGAACCCGGCCCUGGUGGGCUUCAUUUCCGGCCAGCAGGCGACUCUUUGGAGCGCGAGAGAGGCUGGAGAAAGAAGAACAGCUGUGCUUUCUAGUCUGGUGAAGUAUCUCGGUCCUGAGGCUGCAUCAUGCAUUCACUAUGAGGAGAAAGACUGGGCUAAGGAGGAGUUCAGCGGCGGCUGCCCCGUCAAUGUCAUGGCACCCGGUCUGCUAACGUUUUACCAGCCGAGCCUGAGGAAUCCCUGUGGCAGGAUCCACUGGGCCGGCACUGAGACCGCCACCCGAUGGUGCGGCUACAUGAGCGGCGCCGUGCAGGCGGGGCAGCGGGCCGCUCUGGAGGUUCUGGCUGAAGUCAGCCAUGUUGUCCUGACGGCGGAGGAGCAGGAAUCUCUGAUCCAGGGUCAAACUCUGCACCGUCCCCCAAAGCCAACCGCGCUGUCUGCGCUCCUCAAGAGGCUCACCAGGAAGUCCGUGUUGGUACCGGCGCUGACCAUAAGUGUUGCUCUGCUGCUGGCUCGGAAACAAAACGUUCCGAUGAAGAUCAAGACUUACAUUGGUUCUUUCUAAACUGGAUCUGUUGGUUUGUGUUGGUGAAGUUAAGCUCCAUGAAAUGACUUGGUGUCUCUAAAACUUCUCAAAUCCAAUCUGAAGGAUAAAUUCUUUGUCAAAUUAACAGAAGAAAAAAAAUGAUGAAUUUAUUUUGAAUUAAUACUUCAAAUAAAUACAUAUUUUUAUUAUUAGCUAACAAACAUUAACCGUGGACCCCUUGCUUAUUCAUGGCUCAAAAUUUGCAUAUUUUUAUAUUUACUUCAUUCUGGAACGUAGCUCCAAAUUAUCUAGAUGUAGAACAUAUCUACAACAUUUGAAAUAAAAUGCAGCUUCUGAAGCUAAGACAGCUAGCCACAAUGCUACUUCACAUGCUAACGAGUGGCGUUUGCAAACCAGCCAAUCCAGGGGCACCAUUCGCUUUCCUUGGUGCUGAUUGGCUGGAGGAACGUAGAUAAGAAAAACCAUAGAUAUUAGUUUCUUCGGUAGAACCAAGAUGGUUUUUAUUGUGUGUAUGAACGCAUAUUCAGGUGUGUUUUAGAGUUUAAAUGGUUAAAAUGGGAAGUUCUGAGCGUUUUUAAAGGUGGUUUAAAAGAGGCGGCUUCAAAAUGUGUUUUAAAAAACACACCGACUUUCUGCCACUUCUGAGUUUAUGGACUUUUAAUUAGCUUUGUCACCUUUCUAUUUUCAUUUGUUUACUUGCUUCACAGCAGUUAAUUUCAGUAGUUGCUUUAUUUAGACUGUUCAUCUUUUCUGUUAUGUUAUUUUACCAGAUUUGAUUUGAUUUUUGCUGUUCAUUACCUCAGUGCCACCAAGAUUGACUUUAAACCAUCCACACAAUAAUAAGAAAAUAAUCCAAACUGCUAUAAUUAAAACAGUAAAAGAAAGUUUCCAGAAGCUGAAUGGAAAGAAAUCUAAUAGAUAUUUUUAACUUCUUGUGCCCAACUUUAGUCUAAUGUAGAAAAGGAGGAGACGGAAAUGAAAUUAAAAUUUUUCAGACUUCCCUGCAGAGGAAUUGAAAAUGGGGGGCCACAGCAAACAGGCUUUUAAUUUAAUAUAAAUACAUAAACGUUUUUGUAAUCUUUCAAAUAAAAUAUCCAUGUUUAUUAAUACAAAAUAAAUAGAAACUGCUCAUAUGAGCAUAAGCAUUAGCAGAACUCUAAGAAUCUAUGUUUCCAAUCUCUGAAAUCUAUUUCUUUAAAAACAAUCUACGCCAGUAGUGCAACCGCAUGUUAGGGUAGCAUUAAUUCAUAAUAUUACUCAAGUAAAAGAAUACAGUACAGCGCAGUAACAAUACUGCUAUAAAAAAAGUUACUUGUAAAGUUAAAUGUAACUUGAAUAGACAACAAAAUUAGUAGCUUAUUCGGUGACACUUUAUUUGAAGGGGUGUGUCGUAAUGACGCUUUUAAUGCAAAGUUGCACUAAAAGAUGCAUUAAAAGUCCAAUAAAUGUGUAAACUUUGAAUUAUUUGGUCAAUAAUGACACUUUUAAUGCAAAGUUCUAUUAAAAUGUGCAUGGAAAGUAAAUUAGAAGUGUCAACUUUGCAUUAAAAGUGUCAUUAUUUACCGAAUGACACUUCAUGACAACUCAUGAAUAUUCAUGAACACGCCUUCAUUUUCAUGACUGAUGUUAUGUGAGUCCCCAUUUCAAAUAAAGUGUUACCGUUUAUUCUUGCUAAGAAGUUUAACUUGAUCUAUUGGCAUGAACUAGUCAUGAUUUAGCCAACAUUUCCUGCACCAGCAUGCAGGUUUGCACAAUAGCAUGUUUCAGGUCUGGCGUUAGCAUCUUAGCGUUCAUGUUGCGUUUAAAGCUGAAAAAAGCAGCUUGUAGCGACCUUUGAAAAAAGGACAGAGGGCACAGAAACAGGAAGAACAGGAAGUCUUUACUGUAUCACAUUGAGCCGGGAAUAAUAGAAAGUUUACCACUUUGAAGUAAAAAAAAAAACAAAAAAAAAACAGCUUCCAGUCCAGGCAGGCUGGGCUGCAUCCGACCGACUGAGGCAGAUUCACUUUCAAUCUGUUUGGAGCCGUCCACCUGAUUCUGUUUGAAAACCAUGAAGACACUAACAGAACCACAUCAUCUGCAAAAAGUCCAGAGGAGAGGUUUCCAAACCGAACCCCUUUAUCUCUGUUGAGGAACUGUCCAUGAACACCACAAAGGCAGACCUGGUUUGAUCAAAACUGCACGGGGGAAAAAACCAAACGUUUUGCUAACAGUGAUGCAUCUAAACUGACCAAAACAUAAAAGGACCUGAGAGAUGUCUUCAGCAUCUCUGAGAAGGGAAACGAGACGUAAACCUUUCCAGGGAGGCUGGAAAACGUUGCUUUCAAGGUGAACACAAAGUCUGUGUUCAAGUUCAGCUCCUUUAAAAAAAAAAAAAUGUUUCCAAAAGGUUUCCUCCAAAAUCCUCCAAUCCAAUCCAAUUAUCAAUGGUAAUCCCAUAAACCAAUCACUUCACCUUUCAUUAGCUUAGAGGUGACAUUGUCUUGACAUUUGAAGCUUAUAAUUCAGUUUCCUUGAGUAAACACAGAUACUCACUCACUGAUAUCCAGUUCAGUUGAUGCAGCCAAAUUCAAAGGUUGAUGCAGCCAUUAUGAAUAAUUAAAGCUAAUUAAAGCGUAAUUCAAAACCUCAACUUUGUACCAACACUGACGAAAGCAACCUAAUCAACUCUGGUUGAUUCCAGAGAUUUAAAAUAGGUUAAUUACACUUUUUAGCAUGACAUAGGUUAUAAAAUAACCAAGGGAUGAAGGAUUUGUUCCUGCCUUAAAAUCUGAAUUAUAUGCUAAUGAGGGGAUUCAGCCGUUUUAUUCUCAUGAAUUUAGAUAAGCGAUUCAUGUAAAAUUUGCAGUAAAUUAGUUGUAAAUCAUUGUUUUGUUUUGUUUUUUUUACGCUUCUCUGCACAAUUUCUACU
Molecule: messenger RNA, 4583 nt
Organism: Gambusia affinis (western mosquitofish)
Lineage: Eukaryota; Metazoa; Chordata; Actinopteri; Cyprinodontiformes; Poeciliidae
Product: probable flavin-containing monoamine oxidase A
Exons: 12
Coding region: 92-1690 (532 amino acids)
Molecular function (GO): oxidoreductase activity
Source: RefSeq, a predicted model, not a curated record